AUGGUUGAGCCGGCGGGUGAAGACACCAAACAACAUGAGAGAAAUAUUGAGACUUUUCAAGUCUGGAAGAAGAAAAAUAUUAUUGCUCGCAUAACGUUGCUGAGUAGUAUGGCUGAUGAUCUUAUGUGUGAGUUCAAAUCUUAUCCAACGGCCCAAGCCAUGUGGAUAGCACUGAAAGAUAAGUUUGGUGGCACUUCUGCUACAAAACUUAGGAGGUUGACCAUUAAGUUUGACACCUAUAGACUCCGCCCUAAUUCAUCAAUAAGACAACAUUUAAGAGAGAUAUCAAAUAUGAUACGAGAACUAAAAUCAGCUGGUCAUAAACUUUCUGAUGAACAAAAAGUGCAAGUUGUUAUAAGAUCUCUUCGUGCUAGUUGGGAAUAUAUGAAAAUUCAUAUGACCCACAAUGAAAGCAUCAAGUCUUUUGAAGACAUUGAGCACCAUCUUGUUCUUGAAGAUGAGCGUCGUGAGGCUUCUAAAGCAACUGAUCAAGCUUUUCUAGCUGAAUCUGCUGGGACUUCUAAUCCUAAGCAAAAGAACAAGAACAAGAAAGCAUGGAAGAAAAAGGGGUCUGAUAAGUCAAAUCAGAAGGAUAAAUCUCAAUUUAAGAAGAGAGGAAAACGUGGUGCUAAGAAGAUUGAUAUGGCCAAAGUGGAGUGUUAUUCUUGUCACUAG
This is a messenger RNA of Solanum tuberosum (potato), 675 nucleotides long. RefSeq lists its product as uncharacterized. The record is from RefSeq and is a predicted model, not a curated record. NCBI's taxonomy places the organism in Eukaryota, Viridiplantae, Streptophyta, Magnoliopsida, Solanales, Solanaceae. The transcript has a single exon. The coding region runs from base 1 to 675 and encodes 224 amino acids.